Molecule: messenger RNA, 853 nt
Organism: Rhea pennata
Lineage: Eukaryota; Metazoa; Chordata; Aves; Rheiformes; Rheidae
Gene: MRPL13
Product: mitochondrial ribosomal protein L13
Exons: 7
Coding region: 56-595 (179 amino acids)
Biological process (GO): translation; negative regulation of translation
Cellular component (GO): mitochondrial large ribosomal subunit; ribosome
Molecular function (GO): structural constituent of ribosome; mRNA binding
Source: RefSeq, a predicted model, not a curated record
CCGGCCCGGCCCCGGCCCCGCCCCUGCGCCGGGCGCGGCCGCGGUGCGGGCGGCCAUGGCCAGCUACAGCCGGGCGGCCCAGCAAUGGGCGACUUUCGCCCGAGCCUGGUACCUGCUGGACGCCAGGAUGCAGCCGCCGGGGAAGGUGGCGGCCGUGGCGGCGGUGAGGCUGGAAGGCCGGCAUAAACCCAUUUACCACGCGCUGAGUGACUGUGGAGAUCACAUUGUCAUAAUAAAUACAAGGCAUAUUGCCUUUUCUGGUAACAAAUGGGAACAGAAAGUAUACUCUUCACAUACUGGAUAUCCCGGUGGUUUCAAACAAGUGACAGCAACUCAGCUCCAUAUGAAGGAUCCAACUGCUAUUGUUAAACUGACUGUUUAUAGAAUGCUUCCAAAAAACCUUCAGAGAAGAACUAUGAUGCAGAGGUUGCACCUGUUCCCAGAUGAUGUUAUCCCAGAAGAUAUACAGAAAAAUCUUGUGGAAGAGCUUCCUCAGCCACGUGCAGUGCCUAAGAGGUUAGAUGAAUAUACGCCAGAAGAAAUUGCUGCCUUUCCAAUGGUUUGGGCUCCACCUAAAGAUUAUCGAAGGAAGUAACAAUAAAAGAAGAAAACUUAUUCUCAGGAAUGUCUGCCCCAUUUGAAGAAGAAUUCUUCUAACUUGGAAGUCUCUGAGUCAUCCCUUCUAUAUGGAAUGUUUUUGACAGGUAUUAGCAAAGUUUGUGGGGAAAGAUUGUAAAAGUUGUCAUAACUAAAACAGCUAAGAAUGGAUAUUGCAUUAUUGAAACACCUGUACUGUAUAUUGUAUGAUCUGGUGUUUGAUAAUUAAAAUUCUUCUCUUAUUAUUAUUACAGAA